UAUGUGGGAUUUUAGGAUUCUCUACUAGAAAAUUGGUUCAAAAUCUUGCGCUGCAAAAAAGUGUAGGAACAAACAUUUACAUUAAUAUGAAGAUAAAUAUUGCUUAUCCAUUUUGUGUGGCCCAAAAGAGUGCAACAAACAAACUAGUCUCAAACAUUAGCCAAUCUUUUUCAUUUGUUGGGAUUUGGGAAGGUGAUGUGUCCUGAAUUCUUCUUUGAAUGGGCACUGUGAUGCAUUGCUAUGCAGGCUCAUCAUACAGACCCCAACUCCAACUGAGCCUGAGAUUUCCCAGUUUUGGCAUCAUAUGUUCAUCUGAGGUUAGUGUAUCAAGGCAACAAGUUUUGAAGCAAGUGGAUAAGGAGUUGGAUAAGGGAGAUGAGAGAGCAGCGCUCUCACUUGUUAAAGAUGUGCAAGGCAAGCCUGGUGGCCUCAGGUGCUUUGGUGCUGCUAGGCAGUUACCCCAAAGGCUCUACAGCUUGGAUGAGCUAAAGCUGAAUGGGAUAGAAGCGUCGUCUCUUCUGUCCCCAGUAGAUACUACUCUGGGUUCCAUAGAAAGAAACCUUCAGCUUGCUGCUGUGCUAGGAGGUGUUUCUGCAUGGAAUGUGUUUGGGUUUAGUGCACAACAGAUUUUCUAUAUUUCUUUAGGAUUGUUGUUUCUGUGGACUCUCGACGCGGUAUCUUUCAAUGGAGGAGUUAGUAGCUUGGUUAUUGAUACAAUUGGUCACACCUUUAGUCAGAAGUACCACAACAGGGUCAUUCAACAUGAAGCUGGCCAUUUCUUAAUUGCAUACUUGGUUGGCGUCCUUCCUAAGGGAUAUACACUAUCCAGUUUGGAAGCUUUGAAGAAGGAAGGAUCUCUCAAUGUUCAAGCAGGGACUGCUUUUGUGGAUUUUGAAUUUGUUGAAGAGGUCAAUGCAGGGAAAUUAUCAGCUACCACGCUGAACAGAUUUGCAUGCGUAGCGCUAGCCGGCGUUGCUGCUGAGUAUAUUUUAUACGGCUAUGCUGAGGGUGGUCUUGCAGAUAUUAACCAGCUGGAUUCAUUGUACAGAAGCUUAGGCUUCACACAGAAGAAAACAGAUUCUCAAGUCAGAUGGUCUGUCUUAAACACUGUCCUAAUCUUGCGCCGUCACGAAGUAGUGCGAGCUAAGCUUGCAGAGGCCAUGUCAGAAGGAAAAUCUGUAGGAUCUUGCAUUGAUGUCAUAGAGGACACCAUUGGCAAUGCAGACAUCUAAGCUAAUGGUUCUGAAAAACUCAUCAAGCUUUGAUGACAUUUUUCUUUUUCUUUCAUUUAUCUGGGAUGUAAAGUAUAACAGAUUUGAAUUUCUAUAUCUGUAAGGAAUUUGCAAUGGAGUAUGGAGAUGAUAGUCAAUUUAGAUGAA
Prunus avium (sweet cherry) is the source of this 1379-nucleotide messenger RNA. RefSeq lists its product as uncharacterized. Gene Ontology annotation, biological process: proteolysis. Gene Ontology annotation, molecular function: metalloendopeptidase activity; ATP-dependent peptidase activity; ATP binding. The record is from RefSeq and is a predicted model, not a curated record. NCBI's taxonomy places the organism in Eukaryota, Viridiplantae, Streptophyta, Magnoliopsida, Rosales, Rosaceae.